Molecule: messenger RNA, 1589 nt
Organism: Gracilinanus agilis (Agile Gracile Mouse Opossum)
Lineage: Eukaryota; Metazoa; Chordata; Mammalia; Didelphimorphia; Didelphidae
Product: symplekin-like
Exons: 10
Cellular component (GO): mRNA cleavage and polyadenylation specificity factor complex
Source: RefSeq, a predicted model, not a curated record
AGCCCAACCUGGGUGAGGAUGAUGAGGACAAAGACAUGGAGCCCGGCCCCUCGGGCACCUCCAAGGCCUGCGCCCAGGGCGGGGCCCAGUCGGACACUGACAUCACAGCGGAAUUCCUGCAGCCCCUGCUGACACCCGACAACGUGGCCAACCUGGUGCUCAUCAGCAUGGUGUACCUCCCCGAGGCCAUGCCAGCCUCCUUCCAGGCCAUCUACACCCCCGUGGAGUCGGCCGGCACGGACGCCCAGAUCAAGCAUUUGGCCCGGCUCAUGGCCACCCAGAUGACUGCGGCCGGCCUGGGGCCAGGUGUGGAGCAGACGAAGCACUCCAAGGAGGAACCCAAGGAGGAGAAGAUGGCAAAGCCAGAAAGCGUCCUCAUCAAGCGGCGUAUGUCAGCGCUAGGCCAGGGCCAGGCCAUUUCCGUGGUAGGGGCUCUGAGUCCUGUGUGCACCCUGGAGGAGGAAGCCCCCCAGGCCAAGAGGAGACCUGAGCCGAUCAUCCCUGCUACACAGCCUCGGCUGGCCGGUGUGGGUGGCCGCAAGAAGAUCUUCCGCCUAAGCGACGUCGUGAAACCCAUGACGGAUGCCCAGAUUGAGAGCAUGAAGCUGGGGGCCGUGAGGCGCAUCCUGAGGGCCGAGAAGUCCGUGGCCUGCAGCGGGGCGGCCCAGGUCCGAGUGAAGAUCCUCGCCAGGCUGGUGACUCAGUUCGAGGUGGGCCUGAAGGAGGAGGUCCUCACCUUCAUUCUGGAGGACAUUCGGGGCCGCCUGGACCUGGCCUUUGCCUGGCUCUACCAGGAAUACAGUGCCUACCUGAGCGCCGGGCCCUCGGGGACCCUGGACAAGUACGACGAGUGCCUCAUCCGCCUGCUCUCGGGCCUGCAGGAAAAGCCUGACCAGAAGGAUGGGAUCUUCACCAAGGUGGUGCUGGAGGCCCCACUCAUCACCGAGAGCGCCCUGGAAGUGGUUCGGAAGUACUGUGAGGAUGAGAGCCGUGCAUACCUGGGCAUGUCCACCCUCCGCGACCUGAUCUUCAAGCGCCCGGCGCGCCAGUUCCAGUAUCUCCACGUCCUCCUGGACCUCAGCUCCCACGAGAAGGACAAGGUGCGGUCCCAGGCCCUCCUCUUCAUCAAGCGGAUGUACGAGAAGGAACAGCUUCGGGCCUAUGUGGAGAAGUUCGCCCUCAACUACCUGCAGCUGCUCGUGCACCCCAACCCACCCUCUGUGCUCUUUGGGGCGGACAAGGACACAGAGGUGGCAGCCCCCUGGACCGAGGAGACGGUGAAGCAGUGUCUCUACCUCUACCUGGCCCUGCUGCCCCAGAACCACAAGCUGAUUCACGAGCUGGCGGCCGUCUACACCGAGGCCAUCGCCGACAUCAAGAGGACAGUGCUGCGGGUCAUCGAGCAGCCGAUCCGUGGGAUGGGCAUGAACUCCCCAGAGCUGCUCCUACUGGUGGAAAACUGCCCCAAGGGGGCCGAGACGCUGGUCACCCGCUGCCUGCACAGCCUCACAGACAAAGGUACCCCCCCCUUCAGCAGACACCUGGAGGCUCCACACAGGCCCCUUCUGGGCACUGACCAGCACUUGUAA